Pyricularia grisea is the source of this 1504-nucleotide messenger RNA. RefSeq lists its product as uncharacterized. The transcript has 3 exons. NCBI's taxonomy places the organism in Eukaryota, Fungi, Ascomycota, Sordariomycetes, Magnaporthales, Pyriculariaceae. The coding region runs from base 133 to 1128 and encodes 331 amino acids. Gene Ontology annotation, biological process: ergosterol biosynthetic process. The record is from RefSeq and is a predicted model, not a curated record. Gene Ontology annotation, molecular function: cytochrome-b5 reductase activity, acting on NAD(P)H.
ACUACAUCAUCUAUCUACCUAGGUACCUUAUCUCACCUUAUAUUCUAGGUAGGCCAGAUUUGAGUACAUACCAAGUCUUGUCUAGGAGCGUCCUACUCAAUUGAAUUAAGUACCUACCUACAAAUCGCCAAAAUGUUUGCUCGACCUGCAUUUCGGGCCUGCCAGUCUCUGAAGCAGCCUGUGCGCCGCUACGCGACUACCCCUCCUCCGCAAUCCGGAAAUGCCAACAACUCGCGAGUAGGCAUCCUGAUUGCCAGUGCCGUUGGCAUAGCCGGGUUCGGAACAUACUUCAUGUUCGGUCAGGGUACCACGCCGGCCACCGGUGUCAAGGCCCUCGGGGCCGAGCCAAAGAAGGCUCUCGAGAUGGAAAAGGGUUUCGUCUCGCUGCAGCUCGAAGACGUCGAGGUCGUCAACCACAACACCAAGCGCCUGCGCUUCAAGCUGCCCGAGGAGGACAUGGUCUCGGGUCUGCAUGUUGCGAGUGCCCUCUUGACCAAGUUCAAGCCGGAAGGCUCGGAAAAGCCCGUCCUGAGGCCUUACACGCCCAUCAGCGACGAGGAUCAGAAGGGCUACCUGGACUUGCUUGUCAAGAAGUAUGAGGGUGGGCCCAUGUCGACACACAUCACCAAUCUGGUUCCUGGACAGAAGCUGGACUUCAAGGGCCCGUUGCCCAAGUACGAGUGGAGCGCCAACAAGCACCCUCACGUCGCCAUGAUUGCCGGCGGCACUGGCAUAACACCCAUGUACCAGAUCAUGCGCGCCAUCUUCAAGAACCCCGCGGAUAAGACCAAGGUGACGCUCGUGGUGGGCAACAUUACCGAGGAGGACAUUCUUCUCAAGAAGCAGCUUGCCGAGCUUGAGAACACGUACCCGCAGCGCUUCCGCGCCUUUUACGUCCUCGACAACCCUCCCAAGGACUGGGCUGGAACCAAAGGCUACAUCACCAAGGAUUUGUUGAAGACUGUGCUGCCAGAGCCCAAGGAGGAGAACAUCAAGGUGUUUGUAUGCGGGCCGCCGGGCAUGAUGAAGGCUAUUUCGGGUGAUAAGGUCAGCCCGAAGGACCAGGGCGAGGUUUCCGGCAUCCUGAAAGAGUUGGGAUACAAGCAAGAGCAGGUAUACAAGUUUUAGGAGGGUGGAUCAGGUCUGUCUGUAAUUGUAGCAUCAGCUACUGCCUGUGUAGGUGGUUGCUGGCUUGUAUGUACUGAUAGAAGAGUAUAGAAGUCCCAAGAGCCAUUUGACACCUUUGGGAUUGGUGGUUUAUAUGGAUGAGGAUAUAAACAUCGGUGGACACUGUACUGUACUACAUACAUUACGUAUAUGAAAUGGCUCCCGUCGUGUGGAACUGUUUCAUUUACUAGAUAGUCGGCCUACGUAUGUUGUCGCAUGUUUAAUUGGGCGGAACCAAGCAGGGGGGGUCGAACCAAUCGGUGAGCGUUCCAGAUGAAUGAAUCUUACUACUUAGUAGUUACAUACGGAGUACUUUACUAUAGUAACUAAUUGUUGC